Messenger RNA from Coregonus clupeaformis (lake whitefish), 9915 nucleotides. Its product is annotated as E3 ubiquitin-protein ligase TRIM71-like. Gene Ontology annotation, biological process: protein polyubiquitination; proteasome-mediated ubiquitin-dependent protein catabolic process. Lineage: Eukaryota; Metazoa; Chordata; Actinopteri; Salmoniformes; Salmonidae. The transcript has 9 exons. The coding region runs from base 1253 to 3772 and encodes 839 amino acids. The record is from RefSeq and is a predicted model, not a curated record. Gene Ontology annotation, molecular function: ubiquitin protein ligase activity; zinc ion binding; protein binding.
AUCAGUCAGCAACACGCGCCCAUAAACAGGACGGGACGAGCGCGCGGCCAGCAAUAGGACCGCACCGUGUUGUGUAUGUGUCUGUGUUUAUAUUUCAGAGCGCGUUCACCAGAACGGAAAAUAGAACUACAGACAGACCGAUUGGGCCUACAGAAUCGUUAUAAAACGGCAUUUCCAUAGCACCUUCUGAGUUCCUUAAGGCUUAUGCGAUUUGAGUGACUCGGAGGCUCGUGCCUUUUCUCCUCCAAGGUUCCAGAGAGGCGCGUGGAAAAGCCCUGUGCAUUCCUCCUCGCGAAGGGAGGGAGGGAGAGAGAAAGAAGGGGGAUACGCAUACGUAAAUACAUACGUGCCUGGAGCUGGUUUCGACUGUGGGACUGUGCGUAAAGAAGUGGGGGUUUAAAAAAGGAGACGGUUGGGGUUAUUUUGUCGCCAAACGGACCUAUAGAGCGGCAAUGAGAUCGAGUCGCUGGUGAGCCAAUGCUUUGAUGAAUAAUUUACGGUCUUGUCGGUGGAGAGAGAGCGAACCACAACCACCGCCUUCUGCCAGCCUCUGACGCCGUCGGAGAGGGCCCCGAUGGAUGACUAGAGAGAGCCAACAACACUGACUCUGAAACGGGACGAAAGAUUUGGACAUUGAGUGGUGUGAUGCUGUGUCGGUUGGAGAGGAGAAAAGGAGCUUUGGGCACUUUGCGGAGGAUCCUGUACACAUUCUGUUUUCGGAUUAUUCUAUAAACCCGCCAUGCCGCGACAUCUAAAACAAUAACAACAACAAACGAAUAAAUAAACAUAAACCAGUCAACUCUAAAGGUGGCUCUUUUGGACAUGCCCUCAUGAAAAUAACCCAUCCCCCCAGAAAAAGAGAAUAGAUUUAGGCCUAUGUAAAGUUGGCCAUAAUUGUAGUGAGUAGCCUAUAAUGAUUAUUCUAAAGCCAUAUCCAAGUAAAGAGAUUUAAUCAUUGUGAACUGAAAUGAAUAUUGCUAAUUUGAUUUGAAGAGAAUCUUAUGAAAGGGCUGCCUUUAUUUGCAUAUCUGGCGUCAGUUGAGGGUAAUUUUUUUGAGAUAACACCUAUAGGCCUAUCCUAUGUAUGUGUAUUUUGACUGUAAAAAACAACAUAUCUACCUCAAGAACCUCAGCCUGUUUUCCACAGAAGAGAACACAAGGGGAGAAACAAACAUAUGUAUCCCAAAUGAAUACCUCAGUAAUACCUCAGUGGAUGUUCUUAUAAAGUGUAGCCUUGUUUAAAACCCCUCAGAUGGCUUCAUUCUCAGACUCCGACCUGCAAACCUGUCCUCUCUGCAAGGAGCUCUGCGGCUCCUCCUCCACUCCUAUUUCCUCCAACUCCUCCACCUCAUCCUCCUCCUCUCAUUCCUCCUUGUCGUCCUCCUCCUCCCGGCGCCUCCAUGUUCUCCCCUGCCUCCACGCUUUCUGCAGGCAGUGUCUGGAGGGCCAGCGCAGCCCUGGGGACCCUCUCAAACUCUGCUGCCCCACCUGCAAUCAGAAGGUCUCCAUCUCCGAAGCCGGAGUGGACUCCCUCCCUUCCUCCAACUUCCUCUUCAGUAACCUUCUGGACGUGGUGGUGAGCUCCGAGGAGCAACUCCAACUCGGCCAGAAUACGAACGGCCACCACCGGGGGGUCGGCGGGGGCUCCAUACCCGGGUUCCACCACCCCCACGGCGGGCUCCUCCGCCCACACCGCCUGGGAGAGCCCCAAUGCAGCUCCUGUGACGAGGGGAACCCGGCCAGCUCCCACUGCCUGGACUGCCAGGAGUACCUGUGUGAUAACUGCGUCCGCGCCCACCAGAGGGUCCGGCUGACCAAGGACCACUUCAUCGAGAGGCUGGCUGAGAGCCUGCACCAGCACCAAGCGGAUCGAGGCAAGGCCAGCCCCAUCGGAGGAGGUGGAGAAGGAGGGGGAGGUGUGGGCGUCUCCCUGGCCCAGUCCUUUCACUACAACUUCUCACUGCUACCUUUGUUCCAGGACAGGAUGAGCUUCUGUCAGAACCACGACAACGAGGUGUUUCUGUUUUUCUGUGAGACGUGCUCGGUGCCUAUCUGUAGGGAGUGUAGUGUGGGCAGACACAUGGGCCACAGCUUCGUCUAUCUACAGGACGCUGUCCAGGACUCCAGAGCCAUCACCAUCCAGCUACUGGCCGAUGCACAGCAAGGAAGACAGGCUGUACAGCUGAGUAUGGAGAAAGCCCAGGCCAUAGUGGAGCAGGUUGAGAUCAAGGCCAAGGUGGUUCAGACAGAGGUGAAGAACAUCAUCCUCAGACACAAGAAAGCCCUGGAAGAGAGAGAGUGUCAGCUACUCUGGAAGGUUGAGAAAAUCCGCCAGCUGAAAGCCAAGUCCCUGUACCUGCAGGUAGAGAAGCUGCAUCAGAACCUGACCAAGCUGGACAGCACCAUUGCAGCCGUCACUCAGGUCCUGGACGAGGGCCGUCACCUGGACGUGCUGCUGGCCAGAGAACGUAUGCUGACCCAGAUCCAGGAGCUCAAGUCUCUCAGAGGACUGCUGCAGCCACAGGAGGAUGACAGGUUCAUGUUCAUGCCUCCAGACCAGGCCCUGUACAUAGCCAUCCAGUCCAUGGGGCUGAUCAGUAGUGGAGCGUUCGCUACCGUCACCAAAGCUCACGGCGAGGGUCUAAAGACUGCACUCCGCGGCAAGCCUGCCUCCUUCACCGUGAUUGGCUACGACCAUGACGGGGAGCCCCGCCUCUCGGGCGGUGACGCGGUGUCAGCAGUAGUGAUGGCAGCGGCGGAUGGUAACCUGUCGGCUGCGGAGGUGUCUGACCACCUGAACGGGUCGUACACAGUCAGCUACCUGCCCAAAGCAGAGGGAGAAUAUCUGGUGUCAGUUCUGGUCUGCAACCAGCACAUCAUGGGCAGCCCCUUUAAGGUGCUGGUGAAGUCUGGGCGGAGCUACGGCGCCCUGGGGUCCCCGGUGUCUGCGUUCGGUGGUGAGGGGGAGGGGGAAGGGCAGCUGUGUCGCCCCUGGGGGAUCAGCGUGGACAAGGAGGGAUACGUGGUCGUGGCCGACCGCAGUAACAACCGCGUACAGAUCUUUAAGCCGUGCGGUGCGUUCUACCACAAGUUUGGCUCCCUGGGUUCUCGCCCCGGUCAGUUUGACCGUCCAGCGGGCGUGGCGUGCGACAGCCAACGCCGGAUCAUCGUGGCGGACAAAGACAACCACCGUGUGCAGGUGUUCACCUUCGACGGGCAGUUCAUGCUGAAGUUCGGCGAGAAGGGCACUAAGAACGGGCAGUUCAACUACCCCUGGGAUGUGGCGGUGAAUUCUGCAGGGAAGAUACUGGUCUCUGACACCAGGAACCACCGCGUCCAGCUCUUUGGCCCUGAUGGCUCCUUCAUCAACAAAUAUGGCUUUGAGGGCGCCCUGUGGAAACACUUUGAUUCACCGCGCGGCGUCGCCUUCAACCACGAGGACCACCUGGUCGUCACCGACUUCAACAACCACCGUCUGCUGGUGAUCCGGCCGGACUGCCAGUCUGCCCGGUUCCUGGGCUCAGAGGGAACCGGUAACGGGCAGUUCCUGCGUCCACAGGGUGUGGCUGUGGACCAGGAGAACCGGAUCAUUGUGGCCGACUCUAGGAACCACCGGGUGCAGGUAUUCGAGCCGAACGGGAACUUCUUAUGUAAAUUUGGCAUGCAGGGGAGUGGCUUCGGACAGAUGGACCGCCCCUCCGGUGUUGCUGUGACGCCCGACGGAGUCAUCGUGGUCGUCGACUUCGGAAACAACCGUAUCCUCAAGUUCUGAAGAGUUCUAAUAACUAUUUGCUUUCUUUCUUUCUCUCGCUCUGUUUUCUCUCUCUGUUUCUCAGUUUGGGAGAGGAAAUAAAAGAGAGGGAGAGGAGGAAUCAACAAACAGACACACAGAGAGGACAGUUUAAAUAGAGAGACGAUCAGAGUAGACGGAAAUACGUUAUUACGAAAUUAAGGGAAAACGGAUUUGUAGAUAAUGUUUUGUGUUUCUUUACUUUUAGCUUCAGAUUGUUUAAUCAGAUUCCUGUGGUAUACUGUAUGACAAAGGGGACCACUAAGAUGAUUGAUACUCAGUAGUGAAAGUGACAAAGAAGAGAUCCACCAUUUCUCUUUCUUCUUUUAAACUGCUCGGAGCUCUCUCGCUAAACUCUCCUCAAAUCGCCAUCUCAGGGACUUUUCUCACUUUUUCUUGAAAUAUUGAACCCUCUGCUCCACCACCUACCUCAUCUAGUUCUUUAUGAAUGUACUCACACUCUCCGAGCAGAGGUCUAGUCCGUCAAGUUUUACAAAGAAGAAAAGAAAGUCUACCUCAAUACUUAAUUUUUUAUUUAAAGAGAAACAUAAAAAUGUUUUUUGUUUGUUUGAUAUUUGCACAGGAUGAAUAGGAUUCAUGAUGUGCAUCUUGGGUAAUGUGGUUUGUUGCUGAGACACUCGGACGCUGUAGUUCUACGCUGCAUGUUUAGUUCUGGUUAUAGAAGCCCAACCUGACCUGACCUGGAGUGUAGUCUGGAGCGUUCAGUGGUGUCAUUUCAUGUUAUCUAGGUUUAGGGUAGCUUGUUAGUUAGUAAAUCUCUGUUUAGCAUUGCCCCCUCAUCUCUCAAUGUGUAGUGUCAUGGCAGACUGUCAAAAGAAGAAGAGAGGGUUUUAUGUAAUGCCAAGCCUGUUAGACUGAAUCAGCAUUAGUUAGUUAGCUCAAGUCACAGGAGGAGACUGAUGUUGACAAAGGUAAAACUGAUCAGUAGAAUCAGAAGAAUCUCCUUUAAGCUUUACUAGUUUAUUGAUUAUUGAUCGUAGCGGAGCUGGGACAGAUGCAGUUUGAUGAUUGGUUGAAAUCAUGAGGUAGUCGGUGUUGUUGUUGUUGUUAUUGUGGGGAGAUUGUCCCUGCUGUCCCAAAGUAUCCAAUUAUCAAUUGAAUAUUGUCAGGCAUCAUAUAGUAUUACAGGAAUAUGUUUAUGAUUGAUUAAGCAAAGCACGCUGGAUCUAUAUAUAAGAAAAAUAAUGAAAAUCCAUAUGCAAAAAAAUAUAUAGUAUUUGUCUACUCCGAAACAGAGUAUUUUAGAAGUUUAUCAGGAGUUAUCAGGAUGUUGUAUCAGUUAUUGAAAAAAAUGUUAUUGAUUAGGAGAUUGAUUAGGAAUUGUGUCGGAGUGACAUCUCGUUGUGAAUGAUGCGGGUGGAGAACGAUGCCUCCAUAAAGAGGGCAUCUUGAGUGGCUGUCCACAGGACGUGACCGACAGCGGUGAGAGCCAAUAAGAGAUCAGGGUUGGAUUGUGGGUUGAAUUGUGGGGCACUCCGAUUGGCUCUUGGGGCCUAGAAUUGAAUCUAAUCCCCUUGUGACGUCACUGCGAAGCCCCACCCUAUUUAUUGACUUCCAGUCAGGAAUGCUGGAGAGAGAGUGUUCCGGAACAUGUGCAUGCAGACCAGACCUCUAAAAGAUUGAGGUAUAGAGCCCAGCUACUGGAGUCAACCAAAGGUAGAAUUUCUGCACAACUGCCAACUGUAGGUUUGGCAUCUAAAGAACUACAAAUCGAAAGAAACACAAGACCCCUUGAAGACACUUUGUUGUUUAAUCAUUAGUGUUGGAGGUCUAAAACACUCCAACUCUCACCAAAAAGAUGUGUUCAAAGCACUGUCAAUGCCGACAGUCAGAUGGGGAGAAGAGGAAUAUAGGGCCAACUGUGGUGAAAUAUUAUUAACAUUCACACAGUACUGUGACAUCUUGUUGAGACAAGAAUCCCAGCCAUAUAAAACUCAAUAGUUUUAUGUAGCUUUGAAUUUGAAGUACCUUUCAGGCCCAUGUCUGAGGAGAAUGUUGUAGAAAGGUCUGAAACCAGACCAUGUCGCACAGCAACCAAAGAGUAUCUGUGUGUGAUUCAGUCUAGCAUCACCACCUAUGUUAACGUGACAUUGCCAUGAAUGACUCAUAACUAGCAUCCCAUAUUAGCAUUAGCAUCUCAGCCGACACAACCAUUGAGCGCUAACAGAUUUCUGAUUCAUCACCUCUGAGGUGGAACUGUUAGAGGGGUUGUAAAUCCCCCUUUCCCUUGUAAAGUUAGCCACUCCCUUAGCAUAUCCUAGCCUAGCGGUAUGGGUGCUAUUAGUGGGUCGCUGACUGAACUUCUUACCUCAGAGGAAAGAGCAGGCCUGCGCUUUCCAACCUAAUUUCCAUCAACUUUCACAUCCCUUCAUUUACCUCAACGGUCAGAUACCUCAACAUUUAUAUACCUCAACUUUCAUAUUCCUCACAUUUACUUAUGUGUAUCUCAAUUCUAAUAAAGCCUACCUCAACCAGUAACUUGCAUAUACAUACUGUUACAGUACCUCAAUUCUCAGACCUCAUCAACAUACAAAUGUAAUUUUACAAAUAUACCUCAACACAUAUGACCUCACACUUUAAAUACCUCUCAAGUAUGUUGACUAGUAACUUAUAAACCUUAAGUCUCUUAUACGGACUGUAUACCUCAGUUUCAGACUUUACUUUAAGUUAGUCUACAUUUUUUAACAUCAUGUUACUUUUACCUCAACUCACAAUUUAAAUCAUGUUACCUCACCCGUCGGACCAAAGAUCUCAAUCAUGGUGUCUCCAUUUCAUUUGAAAUGACAAGUUACAAAUGGUCAUCUCUCCACACUGUGUCCAUGAGUGGGUUGUUUAGAAGUGUGGUGAAUUAUGCCUUUUAAUCGUAUGGAGAAACCAAAUAGUGCAGAUCUGAGAAUUGUGCCAAAAAGAUAUCCGUGAGAGUUUGGUGCCAAAUGGAGUUGGCAUCAGAAUGACACUGUCAUAGACGGAGAACGUCAUUGGACCAUUAUAUCCUAGAUAUAAGUGUUUAGCGAAUCAAAGCAGUUGUGGACAGAUCCCUGUGCUUUGAUUGGAUGCACUUAGGAGGGCUGGCUCCCUUUUGCUUUACCUCAUUAUGCAGAUCAGCAGAGCUGUAACCUGAUUGGCCAACAGUGAGAGUGAUUGCGAUGUCACUGUUGGCUGAUUAGUGAUGUCAGAGGCACAUGAUCAUGUAAGAUUCCACUUGUCCUUUGUUGCGGUCCGUUAGGGGAGAGAGGGAGUGUUCUCUCUAUCUUACUCCCUUUAGACAUACAAGAAUUACCUCUAAUUUCAGCACAAUACACCAUUUCUCCUCAGUAAGAACAUUUACAAGUGUGGACUUUAGAGUUAGCGUAGUAUUGGUUGAGGAGGAUAGUAAUUUAUUUUGAGACAAGUCUAAAAGUCAAACUCUUUGACAAUACAAAACUGUGGUGUAUAGGAACACAUUGAGUGAAUAAGAUGUUAAUUUUUCGCAUUAAUAAGCCUGUUUAUUAUAUACAUGUUAAUACAGCACAUUAAAAGGCAAGUGAGUUAGAGUCCCCAGACCCUGCUGCUUAAAACCAACAACUGCUUCACCGAUAUGAUCUGUCGAUGGGUUUCAGUAUUACUAUAUGAAAUGUGUCGUCAAGUCUGCAUCAAUCUUUUUUUUAUUAAGUUGCAGGAAACGCUAUCUUUAAGAUCCUUAGGUCUUCACUCUUAAAGAGGAAAAACAUGUAUUUUAAACUGUUUUGUUCAUUGUUUUUAUUUUUCAUUUGUUGCAUUCUUUCAACAUUCUCUACAGUGAACCAACGUCUCACAGAUAUAUAGGUGUUGUAAACUCAGAUGGGUGGGUAGCUGAAUCUGGGGAUGGAUGAUUUUAUCAUGAUUAUAUAGCCAAAGAUGUGUGUUUUAGGAGUACAUUGGAUGUAUUUAACCUUUUGACCUUUGCGAUUGUAUUUCCUGUUCCCAAGAGGCUCUGCAGAAGCCAAUCAGUGCUCGGCUGGCCAUGUCUGGAAUCUUGAGAUGGAGAAAAAGAGCUCAAUUCGCCAUCCCUUAAAACAAAAAUGUAACAGAGCCAGUUAGUACAACAACAACUUUUAAAGCUACACAGUUUAAAUAUCUCUCUCUCUCUCUUUCUCUCUAAGUUUCAGAUGUCCUUCUGUGUCGUCAGAUCAGACGCUAAAGCAGUCCCACUAAUGCUGUUUCACAGGGACCUGUGACAUCAUUUCCUCUCAACACUAUUAAUCCCCCCCCCAAUCCCCCCCACCACUAGUGUUUCCCUCCUGAUGAAGACUGAUUUACAAUGCAGUCAUUUUGUUUUUGGCCUAGUAAUUACAACCUCAUACACUCUCUGUGAAAAUAAGCUAGGUUUCUUGACAAGUUUAGCCGCCUAGCAUCGCUAGAAUCAGUUGAUUCCCCCUCACAAUGAUAUCCAGGAAGUGUGGUGAUGUCUUCUGAGCAUGUGAUUGGUAGCCUGUACUCUUGUUGGGCGGGGGUUUUAUUGGCCCCUGUGGUUCUGUCCACCAUUUUGUUUCUUGCCUCUCAUGGCUUUAAGAGAAAAUAAAAAGAAGAGACGUUUCUAAAAGUGAAACUGCACCAACUGGAAGUCUGCAAGAUCUUAGACCUCUGUCAAUGAUUGUAUCAUCUUUAAAGAAAAUAAAAAAUACGGGAAAAAAUGGAAAGAUAAAAAAUAAAAGAAACUCAGGUAGUUCUGUGUCCCUACCCUGUGGGUGUCACAGUGUAACGUGUCCCCCCAGUGAUGCGGUUGUCACAGUGAAACUUGUCCCCCCUAGUGAUAAUGUAGUGAACCUUUCUGUUAUGACCUCAGUACUGGUCUCAUUGGUCACGUUCCAGGACAUUCUUGUUUUGCAUUUGCGCUGUGCAAACAAUGAGAUUUCUAUAUGGUUCCUAUGCUUUUAAAACACCUCUACAGGCUUUGUGAGAUGUGUAGCACAACUGUGGGAAAGACGGGCUGGAACGUGACCAAAAGUUAUAUGUGUGUCCGUUUAGCAUAUUACACAUUAGUUCUCAAUCUGGAAAAUAAAAGUAUAAUUUUUUUUUGCUUUUUGGAUAAUCUCCCUCAAAUGUACUGUUUUAUUUUCAUGUUUUAUUUUUGUUACAUUUUUCAAUUGUUUGAUAAACACAAAAGGACAAAUACUCCAGAUCAUAUGACUCUCUGCGACCCUUUUGGAAUGUAUUUUUUUGAAGAAAAGGGUUUGCUGGGAGUUCUUGUUGAUUUUCGCUCACACCCUGUCCGUUGCUAGCAGGAACACAGAACAGGACUGAUACUGUACUACCAACCAAUCAGAGUCUGGAGAAUUACAACGGAUGCCACAUUGUCAUCCGAUGGUCCAUGCCAAUGAUGUUCCACUGAUGUUCCACAAUUUAGAAUGUUACUGUAAAGGAGCUUUUGGUGACAAUAUGGCAUCUUUAAGAAUGUUAACUCUCAGUUUAUCAACACUUAGAAUCUCUGUAAGCCUAUUUCUCCAGGGCUUAGUAAUGCACAGCUAAUUCAACAUCACAGCUUUUAACAAGGAGUUGUCCUAAAAAGGUGUCUCGAGAAAACAAGGAGUUAACGGCUAGAGAAGUGGCCUUGUCUUAAUAAAAAUGUACCCUGUUCUGUCCUGUAUCCUGUGUGUGGCAGGUAGUGCGUGUGAGAGUGUGUGUGUUUGUUUGCUGCAUCGUGUUGUUGAACAGAAAUCCACUGAAUGUAUUCUCCUCAGUCCACGAGGCAGGAGGAAGGCAGGGACCAGCCAAGUUUAGAUGGGUGAUGCUGGCGCUUCCACGCUUCUAUGUGUGUGUGUGAGUGUGUGUGUGUGUGGGCGCGCAUCCAUGUGUGUUUUGUGUUGGUGUACAAUCACAUACACACUGAAAUUCUCUGCGAGGAGUGUGUAUGUUUGUGUGUGUGUGCGCAUAGGUGUAUGCGUGUGUGUGUAUGUGUGUGUGUGUGUUUCCCCCUCCCCUCCCACACUGGUCGGUGUGGAAGUGCCGAUGUCAGGUCUUCAGUCUAAAUUUGGCAAAGUAGACUAUAAUAUAUCGGUUACCUGCUACACUCUAUCUUCUGUGGACUUUAAACGUUUCCUAUGCAGUUAUUUGGUUUACACUUAAAUAAACUUGUAUUUCUUUGA